This is a messenger RNA of Manduca sexta (tobacco hornworm), 876 nucleotides long. RefSeq names its product rRNA N6-adenosine-methyltransferase METTL5. Lineage: Eukaryota; Metazoa; Arthropoda; Insecta; Lepidoptera; Sphingidae. Bases 4 to 645 code for a protein of 213 amino acids. The transcript has 4 exons. Gene Ontology annotation, biological process: rRNA methylation. Gene Ontology annotation, molecular function: rRNA (adenine-N6-)-methyltransferase activity; nucleic acid binding. The record is from RefSeq and is a predicted model, not a curated record.
AAAAUGACUGCCAUAAUGAAAUUGAAAGUACUGCAGGGACACUUGCAGGAGGUGAAUGGGUUUGAGAAGCCUAAGAUUGUGUAUGAACAGUAUGAAACUCCACCCCAUAUUGCAGCUGUUGCCCUUUACACUAUACAGACUCAAUAUGGCGACAUAGAGGAUAAACUAAUAUUGGAUGCAGGCUGUGGCCCUGGUAUCCUAGGCAUAGGGGCGUCGUUGCUGGGAGCAGGUUGUGUCACUGCAGUGGAUGUUGACCAUGAUGCACUCGACAUCCUUCAUGAUAACACAAAAGAAAUAGAACUCACCAAUAUUGACGCCAUUCAAUGUGACUUCCUCACUCAAACUUGCAGAUGGGAUAAAUAUUUUGACACUGUGUUAAUGAAUCCACCAUUUGGGACCAAAAACAAUGUGGGCAUUGACAUGAAGUUCCUGCAGAUGGGAGUCCAGUGCAGCAGUGGUGCAGUUUACUCUCUACACAAGUCUUCUACCAGGUCUCAUAUAGAGAAGAAAAUCAAGGAAUGGGGGUUAAACGGGAGUGUUAUAGCCGAACUACGGUACGACCUGCCAGCUACUUACAAAUUCCAUCGCAAGCAAUCGCUAGACAUCGCCGUCGACCUGUGGCGGAUACAUCAUACACGCAAAUAGAAUGUUUAUACUAUGGUUAUACAUACUUUUUAUACAUAAUGAAAUUUCAAAUGGAAUGAAGCUAUAAGUGAUGUAAAGAUUUAUACUUAUAAAUAAUAUUGAUUGUAAAAAGGCAUUAUUAUGGAAUAAUAAUCAUACAUUUAAUGAACAUGCAUCUACCCUAAACGUUUCUGGGCGCGUCUUUAUUAAAUGUAUGAAGUAAAAGAAAAUAAAAAUCAGUACUAUUAAAAA